UAUCUGGAGCACACUUUACUAACGUGGAGAGGGGGCUCACGUUACGAAAGGUCACGAAUUCUACGAGACGCCGUUUGACAGAUGCACACUUACGCAGGGACGAAGGAUAUGUUUCGUACAGUAGUGCAGAAUGCAAUCGAUGGGCGCCGGGAGAAACUGCAUCAGAUCAGCCGGUUCCUCUGGGGGAAUCCCGAACUGGCGCUCGAAGAAGUGAAGGCACAUGACUACCUCACCGACUUCCUCGAGUCGGAAGGAUUUUCUGUGCAGAGAAACUACUUGCUGCCGACAGCAUUCCGAGCUGAAUACCGAAGCCCAGGCGGCAGCGAGGAAGUUACCACAAACGGCCCCACCGUUGCUGUGAUGUGCGAGUACGAUGCUCUGCCUGACAUUGGUCACGCCUGCGGUCACAACCUGAUCGCCGAGUGUGGCGUGGCAGCAGGAAUUGCGAUCAAGGAGGUGCUGUGUAAGGACCCCACUCUGACUGGAAAGGUGGUUGUCCUGGGAACCCCAGCCGAGGAGCGAUACGGGGGCAAGGAGCUCCUUAUCCGCAGAGGAGCUUUCGAUGACGUGCACGUUGCCAUGAUGGCUCAUCCAGCUCAACGCGAUGGCCUUAAGUAUGUUUUCCCGGCCACGCUUCAGCUGACGGUACGGUUCACUGGAAAGACUGCGCACGCGGGUGCAUCCCCCUGGGAAGGAGUGAACGCCCUUGAUGCAGCAGUCAUGUCUUACAUGAGCAUUUCUCUGCUCAGGCAGCAACUCAAGCCAUCGUGGAGAGUGAGCGGUGUGGUGAUUCGUGGUGGGAAGUACGCCAACGUAAUACCGGAAGAAAGCGAGCUCAAGUAUCACAUCCGCGCUCCUAACCUGGUGGAACUGAAGGCUCUUCUUACCAAAGUGGAAUCCUGCUUUCAGUCAGCGGGAGACUCCACGGGAUGUGACGUACACAUCGAGAAAGCUACACCCUACAAGAAUAUGAUCAACAAUAUCACUCUGAUUCAAGUCUACCAGGAACACGCGGAAUACUUAGGUGUGCAGUUUGAUGAUCCCGAUCCCAAUAUCCUCUUGUCAACGGGAGCGUCGACCGACGCGGGUAAUGUGUCUCAAAUCGUUCCCUGCAUUCAUCCAACCUUCAAGCUGAACUCUGCCGGUCACAACCACACCAGGGAGUUCCAGGAGGCGGCUGGAACGGAUGAAUCACAGCUUCCGACAUUGACAGUGGCCAAAGCCCUGGCGUUGACUGCUGUGCAAGUGAUACAAGAUACCGACCUUCUAGCAAAAGCCCAAGCAGAGUUUCAUAGCUCCACAGCUGCUGUUGUUGAUGGCGCAUUAUGAGCUCUCGUCUCAUCUUAUUUCUGCUUAUGUGUUGGAUUAAGUAAAAUGUCUGAAGCGACGAAAUGUA
Messenger RNA from Ornithodoros turicata, 1396 nucleotides. RefSeq names its product xaa-Arg dipeptidase-like. Lineage: Eukaryota; Metazoa; Arthropoda; Arachnida; Ixodida; Argasidae. Gene Ontology annotation, molecular function: dipeptidase activity. The transcript is spliced from 6 exons. The record is from RefSeq and is a predicted model, not a curated record. The coding region runs from base 82 to 1329 and encodes 415 amino acids.